GGCGGCGGUAGGAAGGCGCAGGCGCGGUUGGCGGCCGGCAGAGCGCGGAGUAGUGGCGCGGGGCGCGCGUGAAUCAUCAUCCAAGGACCUACCAGAGACCACAAGAAAACAUGGGGAGAAUUUUCCUCACAGGAGAAAAAGCCAAUUCAGUAUUAAAACGCUACCCAAGAGCUAAUGGACUUUUUGAAGAGAUAAGGCAGGGCAAUAUUGAACGUGAAUGCAAAGAAGAAGUCUGCACAUUUGAAGAAGCAAGAGAAGCUUUUGAAAAUAAUGAAAAAACUAAGGAGUUUUGGAACACUUACACAAAAGCACAACAAGGAGAGAGUAACAGAGGAAGUGACUGGUUUCAGUUUUACCUUACCUUUCCAUUAAUCUUUGGCCUCUUCAUUAUCCUCCUUGUCAUUUUCCUCAUCUGGAGAUGCUUCCUAAGAAACAAAACUCGCAGACAGACGGUGACUGAAGGCCAUAUUCCUUUCCCUCAGCACCUCAAUAUUAUCACUCCGCCUCCCCCACCAGAUGAAGUCUUUGAUAGCAGCGGAUUGUCGCCAGGCUUUCUGGAAUAUGUAGUUGGGCGCUCAGAUUCCGUCUCCACUCGCCUGUCCAACUGCGAUCCCCCACCGACCUACGAGGAAGCCACUGGUCAGGUGAACCUGCGGAGGAGUGAAACAGAACCUCAUUUAGAUCCACCCCCGGAGUAUGAGGACAUCAUCAACUCCAACUCAGCCAGUGCCAUUGCUAUGGUGCCUGUGGUCACCACCAUCAAAUGAAACUGCACACUUCUUUUUAUUAUAAUCAUUUUUAAAAUACUAAUGAAAGAACUUUCUAGCACUUUACCACUACAUAAAUGUGCAUUUGACUUAUUGGAUUCUGACAGCAUACCACUUCACAUCCUCUGAUUUGAUUUUCAUUAGUUUUGUUUCCUACCAUAAAUUCAUUAUCCAUGCUCAUUUUUGCUAAUGGAAAUAUGUUGAGGGAAAAAUACUAGUGGAGGUCUUCAUGUGAGGAGAUGUACAUGUGUGUACACAUAUAUGUUUAUGUAUAUAUGUACAUGCACAUAUAUGUGUUUGUACAUCAGCCCAGUAUAUGGGCAACUGUCUUAAAAAGUCAUUAACAUCUACCUAAAUCACCUGUAAAGUUAGAACAUUACUCACCAAAAUCGGGGUGGGGGAGAAGGCACCAACAAGUUGUGUAACAGGUAGCAACAUGUUGUUGAAUUUUGAAAAUAAGAUGAACUUUUAGCAUGUUUUCUAAUUCUUACAGGCUUUUGUUAACCUUCUUCAACUACCUUAAAAGGAAAAAAAAAAUGCAUGUAGUCAAUCUUGACUUUAGGAACAUCUCAGAAGGCGACAGAGAAGGAAGGCACAAUAAACAAUACCUUGCUUAUUAACAGUGGACAGCAAGAAAAUCAUGGGUCCUUAGUGGCAUUUGGCUGGUUUCGUAGGAGGGAUUUUUGUUGCUGUUAUUGACUGCCUCCCUUGCAAAAAUUAAACAGUAUUUGCUCAGUAUCUUUGCAUGUCUCAUGCUAUUUGUAUUAACAUCUUGAUGGAGUGGAUUUCCUGGCAAAAGAAUAAUUUCUCAAGUAGAUACACGUAUUAAUGACAGGGAACAGAUGCAGAUUUCUCCUUUGCCCAUUGGCGACAGUAUUUUUUUCUCGUUGUUUCAUUGCCCUUUACUCUACUCCUUCUCCUACCACCACAGAAUCUUCAAGCACCUAAGAAUUUAGUUAAAAUUCCUGAAAUUAUUUUCUUAAUGUUUUUAUAUAGAGUGAAGCCUUUGUCUCAAGAUGAUUAGGAGGCAAUUUUCCAUUAAAUUAAGAACUGUGAUUUUUAUAUUGUUCUCCAGUUGGUGGAGGAAGAUUGCAAAGUCUGUGCUGUGCCAGGUGCACAAUAAAUCUAGUUAUGCCUGCACACAGACCUCAUUGUUGCUAUUUCAUUUUGUAUUUUCAUCAGAUUUUUUUUUUAACUUCAGGAUUUUUACUUUUCCCUUGGAGCAGGGGGAACAGGCUGUGAAUGAACUGCCAACAUAAACUGGCUCAGAAAGGAAAAAUAAAAGUUAUACAUGCACUGAUGGAAAAUUCAUUAUAUCGGUCAGGGAAAUGUCUGUGCCACUCCCAUGACUGCGUAGUGUUGGAUAAAAUGGUUGAGCAGGCAGAAGGAAUGCAGGUUUCGGAAGUGUCAUACCCUGCUGCCUCCAUCUCCAGCCCACCCAGACUCCCCCAAACCAAAGGAAGGAGGACCCUGAACUAAGGAGUCAGAUGACCUGAAUUCGAAUUCCGCUCUGCCAUACACUUGCCAGGCUACCUUGGCAAAGACCCACAUCUGACCCUCAAAUUCCUCCCCUCUGAAACAGCAAUAGUAUGGUGUGCCCUGCCUUUCUCCUGGGGCUUUAAAAGUAUCUAAUGAGAUGGUGUGCCUGAAAGUCAUUUGUAAGACGUGAAGAGCUCUCUAGGUGAAAGGUCAUAGCAUUGUUCCCAUUGCUCCUAUGAAGGGAGAAUUUUCUCCCGGUUUCCCUAAAAUGUAUCUGAGUUUUCACAUAGUGAGGAAGUAGAGUAGGCGGCUCCAUAAAUGGCUAACGUGCUCCUAAUCUGAGUGUGUGGGCUCUUAGUUAAACACCUGUCAUUCUCUGGUCUCUACCAAUGCUGGGUCUACUUAAUGACGACUGCCAGCUCAGCACAAACAGGAUUAAGCAAACGUUGGAAAGGGAACUAAGAUGUCUAUGUUUAGAUAAUAGGUUUUAUAGCUUUCAUGGACUAAAAAUGAAUAAAUCUUGAACCUGGUCUCAGCAGAAAUGACAAUAUUAUUUUGAAUUUGGUCAUGAGUACAUGGUGAUCUGUGGCUUCUAUUUAAAGCUGAGAGUGGGAGUGUUUGAGCCAGUGAUUUGUGUGCAUGUGUGUAGGUAUGUAUUUUGGUUUAUUUUUAAAGCAAAAGUAAGGCUUCUUUUGUGUGGACUUCUUUUUUGUCAUUAAUAACAGGCCUUAGAUUAAACCAGCAGUUUCAAAGUGUGGCCAAUGAACCCCUGGGUGUCCUUGAGAACCUUUGAGGGCAUCUGUGGGAUCAAAAGUAUUCUCAUAAUAAUAACCAAGACAUUAGUUGUCUUUCCACUCUCUCUCUCUCAAAAAGUAGUUAAAAAUGUAAAAGCCAUCUUCCCAUGAAUUUUUUUUUGUUUUAGAAAAUAUAACUAUUUUCUUUAAAGUGUUAUUUAUGUU
Messenger RNA from Eubalaena glacialis (North Atlantic right whale), 3205 nucleotides. It is a transcript of the gene PRRG1, whose product is annotated as proline rich and Gla domain 1. The transcript is spliced from 4 exons. Gene Ontology annotation, molecular function: calcium ion binding. The coding region runs from base 111 to 767 and encodes 218 amino acids. Gene Ontology annotation, cellular component: extracellular region. Lineage: Eukaryota; Metazoa; Chordata; Mammalia; Artiodactyla; Balaenidae. The record is from RefSeq and is a predicted model, not a curated record.